AUGGCCUCGCCAGAGCCAGCGACAGCGGACCACGUGCCUGCCGUCCACGAGCAGGGCCAGUGCGCCGUCGCGGACCCCCAUGGUGGUGCUGCCGCGGUAGGUCCCUCGCCGCCCCCGGCGGCCGUCUCGCCGCUCACGACGGUGGCGACGCCGUCGACGCGCCACGCCGACCCUGUGAGCGCUGCCGAGGAGCAGCCUGCGCGCGCUGCGCAGCAGCCCGCGGCCCAGGAUGCUGCCGCUGCUCCCGCUGCCGGCGGGACGGCCAGUUGGGUGUCUGCCGAGCAACAGGCGAGGCCAAUCGACGCGUGGAAGCGCAGCCACAUGCUGCUGAUUGUGGCCGCCCUGGUCUUCUCCGUCGUCGGCCUCGGCCUGUCUGGCCACGCCGCCACCCGCGGCGCGUUUGACCUGUCCGGCGAGGAGGCCAUCCUGGCCAUUCCCCUGCCCGUCUACGUGCUAACGCUUGUGUUCGCCAUUGCCGACAUGGCGGUGCGUGCUGCGCGCAAGUUCCGAAAGGCGCUGCACCCGGCCGUGCACGUGGGCGUGUGGCUCAUCUGCUGGAUCAUCUACGCCGGGCUCAUUGCCGCGUUUGCGAUUCUGGCUCACUUCACGAGCAACAACGACGACGAAGACGACGACGGCUACGAUGCCGACGACGCGCGCCAGUUCGUGGCCCAGUUUGUCUUCAUCGCCCUGCUCUUCCUCACCACGUUUGUUCUCUUCAUUGUGGCGUGUAUCGAUACCCAGGCCUACAACCUCGCCAAGACCACGCCGGCCGCCACGGACGCGUCUGGCAACCCUCUCGACCCCAACCACCAUGAAGACCGCUCCUGGCGCAUGACUAAGCUCGUUUUCAACGUACUGAUCCUCGUCUUUGGCAUCAUUGGCCUCGCCAUCGGCCUGUCCAUGGUGCGCUUCAACGAGACAUACUCGGCUAGCAAUAUCAUCUUUCCCGCCUGCGCCUGCGCCCUGAUCAUCCCCAUGGUCUGGGCCGUGGCCGACUUGUGCUUUGCCCUGACGGGCCCGCGACGCCAGUUCCUCCAGGGCGUGCAUCCCGGCGCACAUGUUGGCAUGUGGCUUGUGUCGUGGAUCAUCCUGGCCAUUAUCGGCGGCAUAUUGACUACGUCUACCGUCAUCAACCUGGCGCAGUGUCGAAACAGCGCAGACGGCGAUUAUCGCCGGUCCGUGGCAGUGGAAGCCUACGCACUGCGUCAUAUACCGGUUGUUGAUGCUGCCAUUGUGCCGAACCGUGUGCGCCAGGUAGGCGUCGCGACAUCAACCACUUCGCUCGCUACUCCGACGGCGAGCCCGAACGGAAAGCUCAGCACGCUGGGACCUACCAGCACCAGAAUUCUCGGCAGCCUCCCUACAACCACCAGCAGCGACCCCUACGAUCCAUACGAUCCAUACGACCCAUAUGGCGACGACCCUGAAUCGGACUCAUAUUAUCCCUACCGCACAUCCAGCAGAAGCAGCUCCUCCAGCAGCCGCCCAACCAACAGCCCCUACGGAAGCAACCCUUACAAUGACUAUCCAUCCAACAGGAACCCCAGCAGCCACUACAGUAGUCCGUACGACGACGGGCUGGCCGACUUUUGCUCACAAAAGCGCAUCGGCGGACCCAUGAUCGCCACCUGCGUCUUCAUCUGGAUUGUUUUUGUGUUUGCCUUUGUGCUCUUCGUUGCGGGCUGUUCGGACACGUACCUCCGCAACCACCUGCGCAACCCCUUCACCGUCGUGUACGUGCCUGUCGGCCAGCCCGUCCAGUAUCCGUACCCGCCGCAGCCCAUGUACUCGAACGUGCCGAUGCAGGGGAGCGGGAAGCAGCCAAUGAUGCAGGGUCCUGUCAUGCAGCAGCCGCAGCCGCAGCCGCAGCAGCAGCAGCAGAACCAGCCUGCCCAGGGCAAUGUAGUUGAGUACUAUGGAUCUGCACAAUAA
This is a messenger RNA of Cordyceps militaris CM01, 1935 nucleotides long. RefSeq lists its product as uncharacterized. The record is from RefSeq and is a predicted model, not a curated record. The transcript has a single exon. NCBI's taxonomy places the organism in Eukaryota, Fungi, Ascomycota, Sordariomycetes, Hypocreales, Cordycipitaceae. The coding region runs from base 1 to 1935 and encodes 644 amino acids.